UCAAUACAAGUGCGUCCUCCUCGCACUGGGGAGGAGUCAGUGUCAUCACUAUUUGAUAGGGCUCCUAGGUCUCCUCAUUCCUGGACCUUUUUCCAGGGGAUCUCUGGAGAUCGGGUCCUUUUUUGGGGCCCUGACCCACUCUGCCCUCACUGUGUACCUUGGAGACCCCAGAGUCCAAUAAAAUUGCUGCCUUCCAGCUGUUUUGACCACAGAAAGGCUUUCGCACUGCCAUAAGGCGCCCCCGUGAGGCCGCUUCACCCCCCACCAUGUUCCAGCGCUUCACCAGCCUCUUCUUCGGCACCCCUCCGCCCGCCGAAGACCCCGACUGUCCCCACGCCUUCGUCUCGGAGGAGGAUGAAGUGGACGGCUGGCUCAUCAUUGACCUGCCCGACAGCUACGCGGCUCCACCCAGCCCCGGGGCCGCCCCAGCCCCCGCGGGCCGCCCUCCGCCCGCGCCCUCCUUGAUGGACGAGAGCUGGUUUGUUACCCCUCCCGCCUGUUUUACUGCAGAGGGGCCUGGACUCGGGCCCACCCGCCUCCAGAGCAGCCCCCUGGAGGACCUCCUCAUCGAGCACCCCAGCAUGUCCGUUUACGUCACCGGCAGCACCAUCGUGCUGGAGACCGGGCCCCCGUCCCCGCUCCCGGAUGCUGCCCUGCCUGACGGCGACCUUAGCGACGGAGAGCUGGCGCCCGCCCGCCGCGAGCCCCGGGCCCUGCGCCACGCCGCUGCUCCUCUGCCGGCGCGGGCCGUGCUGCUGGACAAGGCGGGCCAGGCGCGGCGGCUGCAGCGGGCCCGGCAGCGGGCCGAGCGCCAUGCGCUGAGCGCCAAGGUGGUGCAACGGCAGAACCGAGCCCGCGAGAGCCGUCCACGCCGGCCCAAGCACCAGGGCAGCUUUGUCUACCAGCCGUGCCAGCGCCAGUUCAACUACUGAGCGUUCGUCGGCCGCGCCACGAAUGCCGGCUCCGGAUCCGCGUCUGGCCCCUCCGCAGUAGCUCGAGGGGCAGCCGCGUCUGCCUUGGGCUGGACACCACAACCUCCCUCCUUCUUAAAGUAUGUGAGGUUGGGUGAUAGCCCUUCUUUCCUGGACUCCCUCUAUUACCCCAUCUCUGAUCCUCCAAUCUGCCUCUGGGGCCCCCUCCAGCCCCCUUUACCCUCGCUCCUUCUGGUCCUCACGCCCAGCAUCUAAUCCUCCAAUCCCCCCCCACUCCUGACCUUCUAUCCUUUUUUCUCUGACCCCCAUUCCUGUCUGUCCCCUUUACCCUCUAGUCCUCUACUCUGGCCCACCCCUAUUUCUGAGAGCCUCUUCCAGUCCCUGAUCUGGCUCAUUCCACCUUCAACUGUCACCUUACAUGACUCACCCUACCCCAUGUUUGGCAUUACAUUCACUCCUGUUCCCUUAUUAUUCAUUCCUAGGAAUCCCCUCCCAAAUAGAGGGGACCCUGAGCCCUGACCAGGUACAACCUGUGAGGCCCGGGCCGCUGUCCUUGCCUUCCUGUAAGGGCUCGGGCUUAGGCUCAGGGUUUUGCUUUUAGUUUCCCUCUUCCCUCUGCCCUGGGGGCUGGGCUCCUUGGAGCUGCUUAGGCCUGGAAAGGUAAAGUAUGUAGAAGAGGACAGUGAGAUGUGAGUUAGAGGGAGAAGACGGAGGGAACUGAGGGAAAGAGGCAGCCUACUGGAGAUGUAGACAGGACAGACAGGUUGAGAAGCUGCAGGGAGCAGGGCACCAUGGGAGCCUGCAUUGUGCUUGUUUAGAGAAGCCAAGCCCUGCUCUCCGGCUGAAGCCUGGAGUCUACCCCCACUUCCUUUUCCUAUAAUCCACUUCCCACAUCUCUUCCUGAAAUCUACCCUUCUGCAGAUCCCUGAGUCCGAAGGGCUUAGUUAGUACCUUACCACUCUACCCUUGACAUGCCACCCCAGAGUAGAAGCUAGGCAACGCUCUGCCAUCCUGGCUAUCUGUUCACAUGUCCAAGGUGCUAGAACUAGCUUAGGAGAGAUGCAGGCCAGAGGGCUUCUAGGCAGAAAGGGCACACACCCCAGGUAAAAAUGCAGAAGAAUGAUGCUGGAGAGGACACUGUGGGGUGAAGCCAUCCCAAGACUGACAGCUUAGCCUUCAUCUUGCCUCUGGCCUUGUAUUUCACCCUGCUCAGUAUGGCUAAUAAACACUCCUGAGUAGGAGACCAGGAGCCCCACAAUCCCCAAAUUGUCCCUAACCAGGUUCAGGGCCUUCAGGGGGCCUCUUCUCAUUUUCUCCCAAAGGGCUCUCUUUCUUUCUAGGCUGCUAGGGAGAAGUGGAUGCCCUAUGGUCCCCUUCCCCUUCUCCUCCGUUAAGUAUAUAGAGGAGGGAACCUGAAUCCCUGGGUAAGGCGAGGGGACGGGGCAGUCAGCUUUCCCUUCUCCUGGUGGGAUUGAAUUUUGGGCUCAGACACCAGCAACAGCCUCUUGGGAUGCCCCAAGUUGCUUCCUAUUUUCUCUUUCUAGCUGUCCUUAUUCAGUGUGUGCUCUCUUCCUUGAAACUUUUAAGAUUUCCUGUUACAUACUAACAUAGGUCUUCCCCCUCACCCCAAUUCUAGGUUUCCAGGCCUCACAGCCAAGCCGGGGCUUAGAGCAAAUUCUGCAUUCCCAUGAGGGCAAAGGCAGCUGCCCUCCCUGACUCUAUAGCUUCAGGCAUCAUUAUGUGAGAUAUGUGGGGAAGGGAUGGGGUAUCCCCAUGGAUGCUGGGAUGAGGUCGGAGGAAGACCUGUUGGGUUCUCCUAUCCCAGGGAAUAAGCUAAAUUGAUACUAAACACAGAUCAAAGUCCCCAUGCCAGUCUACUAGGGCCCCAGUAGUUGACAACCUUGUUCUGCUCCCCAAAUUCUUGUUACAACCUAGUCACUUUUAUUCUUCCAGCUACCCAUUGGGCACUUCACAGCCAGCCUAGGGUCUUUGGCACUUUCAAGAGUUGAAAUUCCCUCCAACCCUUACCUACUCCUCACUGCCAGCUGGGGCCUAGGCUCAGUCCUAGGCAGUGCCCAUGAUCCUUCUGGUGAGGAAAGAGUUUAAGUUAUAGGGCAUUUGGCUCAAAUUUCAAAAGGCCCUGCCCUUACCUAUAUUUCUGGAGUCUCCUGUAGUUCUAGAACCCUCCAAACCUCUCACCUGGCUGGUUGUAAGGCUCUUUUUUUUUGUACUUUCCUAUAGAUUCUGUAGCAUUUGAAUGUGGCAAUAUUUUAAUUGUGUAUAGAUUUCUAAGAACCAGCACUACUCAGUCUCCUGCUAGUCUGACUCCUGAAGCAUCAGACCUUGUCAUACUGUAUUGACUGUGUAUGUGCCUUUCACCUUGAGCAUGCUUCAGGAUUUUUUUUUUUAAACUACAGAACUUGAAUACAUGAGGGAACUAGAGUUCACAAAGUCCUAUGCAACCUUAGACAGGAGGGGAUUAGAGAGUCUGUCUUAACUGAUGUUUUCAGAGACCCUGGAGAGUUUGAACCAGUUUGUAUUAAUGUCAAUAUUACCAGCACUUUGCCAAAACUAAGUAUGUCAGAGGGACCCAUUUCUAGAGUGAGUCUCAGUUACAUCAAAGAGUGACUUCCAGUUAUUCCCUAGUAAGUCUGAGUGGUUCCUUCAAGUUGGGUGUCACUUUCCGGCCUUUGCCAGUCUAGCCCCAGCAGGGCACUAUGUGUGUAUGAAUGCAGUUUGGUGCUGUUUUAGAGUAUGCCUGCUCCCCAGUCCUCUGCCUGGAACCCUCUGGUCAACUUGCUCUGACCCAUAUGUCUUAGGUGCAACAGGGACCCCACCAGAGCUCUUGGAUGCCUCCCUAGAUCUGUGUGGCCUACAUGAGGGGACUGAAUACAGACACACCAUAGCCCACCUCCAAUACUUUCCCUCUUACCCUGCCACCUAAUUCCAAAUGGAACCAACAAGUUGAGUGCAUCCCUGUUGAGUGUUUUGUGUUGAGACUGGGUGAAAUAAGGAGACUUUGGUUGACCAUGUUGUGCUAUGUCAACAGACUCAAGAAAACAACCACCUUGACCUGGUCAUGUGGCAUGCCUGUGUAUGUGUGUAACAGGAUUCUGAUUGUUAGACUGUAAUGCUAUUCCUCUAUGGGAGAAAAAAAUUAAUAUAAAGAAAAAAAAUAAAAAUUUAUUUAAAGCACA
Lemur catta (Ring-tailed lemur) is the source of this 4129-nucleotide messenger RNA. It is a transcript of the gene TP53INP2, whose product is annotated as tumor protein p53 inducible nuclear protein 2. Bases 267 to 932 code for a protein of 221 amino acids. Gene Ontology annotation, cellular component: autophagosome; nucleus. NCBI's taxonomy places the organism in Eukaryota, Metazoa, Chordata, Mammalia, Primates, Lemuridae. Gene Ontology annotation, biological process: positive regulation of DNA-templated transcription; autophagosome assembly. The transcript is spliced from 4 exons. The record is from RefSeq and is a predicted model, not a curated record.